Toxoplasma gondii ME49 is the source of this 4151-nucleotide messenger RNA. Its product is annotated as C2 domain-containing protein. The record is from RefSeq and is a predicted model, not a curated record. The transcript has 15 exons. Lineage: Eukaryota; Apicomplexa; Conoidasida; Eucoccidiorida; Sarcocystidae. The coding region runs from base 970 to 4101 and encodes 1043 amino acids.
CGUGGGUAGAAAGGGACUGUCGAGGCUGAGCGGUGAUUCAUACUUUUUCCUGCAUUUAUCGGGUGAUCAUGCCGUGCGUGUUCCUUGUCCUGCUUGCUUCGCACUUGCUUUCCUUCUCUGCUUUUGAUGGGUGUCGAGCCUCCGCGAACUCAGCCCAAGGAAAUCACACACACGCACAAUAAACGGGGUCUCACAGCUUUCGCGGGCUCCGUGGCAGAUCUAGUGGUGCACGUUAUCUUUUCAAAGGGUCCACUGUAUGUUCAUGAGUGACAGUACAUUCUGUCUUGUCAAGCCGCGAACGUUUUGGUGACCUUCAGGCGAGAAUAGGCACCACUUUCGCCUGUUUCAAGACAGCAGUUCGACGUAUCUCCAACUACCCAUUGCCUCAUCGGCACAUAGUUGACAUUAAAUGUCACAUCAAGCCAGUGGACGACCUGUUGGGAUCCGUCCUUUAUUCUCUUGUUAGCGAGUCUGUUUCCCGUCUCAAACAGAUUCCAAGAGAUCAGAGAGACAAGAAGAGCAGCGCACGUUGUUAACCGUCGCGCCCUCGUUCUUUUGAGUGUCGACGACUUAGUGAUUACGUGGUCGGAAUCUGUGUUGACGGCCGCGUUCUCUGCUCACUCGUUCCCACAUUGAUGGGAAUUCACUAAAGCUGAGCUCAGCCGACGGGCAAGCUCCGUGGGAUUCCGACAAGCGCGGUAGCCAUUUCCCACUUGAAUCCGCGCCUCCGAAGAUAAGAGGGUUCUUCAACGUCUCGUCGCCUUUUUGCGCCACCGCAGUUCUACGACAAUGCGCUCAAAACACUGCAACAGCAUUCUGAUUCGCUUCUACUGCAGUUUCUUGUUGGUCCUUCGACACUUUCGGUGAAAGUCUACACGCGGCUGUGCCUCAUAGGGGACAGACUUCCCCCACGGUCGUCAGCAUCUGUUUUCCCUUUCGGAUUCGGGACUUUUCUUACGUGAAUACACCAUGACAGCUUUCAUCCUAAUGACCGCCAUGUCUGGUAGAGCUGCCGGUGGCGGAGGCAGCUGCUAUCCGACUACUGGAGUUCCGAGUAUCUUCGAUGCCUGCCGAACGAAGCUCGAGGCUCCAAAUGACAAAUUUGUGAAUACACCUCCUCCUCAAGAGGGCCCCUUGUACCUUCGCAUGCUGUGCUUGUCCGGUACAGACCUCGCACCUGGAGACACUUCGGGCUCAUCGGACCCGUACCUCGAUGUUCGGUUUGGCGGCCAAGUUUUCUGCUCUCCCCCCCAGACGGCCACGCUCAACCCUGUGUGGGAUUAUCUGGUUGAGACAGAAGUUAAAGAGCCUGGAGUCAUGAGGAUAACCAUUUACGACCAAGACUGGGGCUGUCAAGGGGAUAAACUCGGUGAUUGUGAAAUUCAGAUCCCCAAGACACCCAUGAAGAUCAAGAAGGAAACUAUACGCCUGCGGCAUGUCCUCUCACCAUUCCUCAAAAAAGCUCCAAAUAGCCGCAUCAAUGUGCUGUACCACAUUGUGGACAGCACGAUCGAGGAUCUUAUUCAAAACCGUCUUAAGCUAGAAUGGAUCCUUAGAAAAGGAAAUGAAGACGAUCUGGACGCAGCUAAAUCGCUCUAUCUCCAACGACACACCAGAGACGAGAACAGUGUGCCCGUGACGAGUGUGAGAGUGAAUAUCCAAGAUCCUAUUGCCGAGGCAGUAGCCGAGGAGAGAAAACAAGUAGCGAAUCUAUCUCAUGGGACGGGGAAUGAGGAUAAAAAGCAAGAGGGCCAGGACGGCGAAGUAGAGGGGGAGAGACUUGCACAGGCGCGCCAUAGUUCUGCGGCCGAAGUGGCCGCGCCGACUGCGGAGGCGAGAGACAAUUCAGACCUGAAAACUCAGAACGCGAAAAGCAAGAAUAAGGCAAGCAAGGAGAAGCAGACAGAAGCACCGUUUCACGGGGUGCCCAUCGACAAGGAGAAAACUCCACAGCGUUCAAACAACAGCAAAUAUGAGGACGAGCUGACUCUUCGACGGAGAGACAAGAAGGAGAGGCGCCGAGCACACACGGGUCAACCGGAGUCACAGUUUCUUCCAUUUGGAGCGUGGGAGUUCCCUCUCGACGAGAUCCGUGAUUUCUGCGUCGAGGCCAAAGUAUGCGCAUGGGCUGCUAGGGCGAUACUUCUCAGUGCCUCCGGAAUGGGAGUUGGUGAGGUCCUCUUACACGUCGACAUCUUUACAGCGAAGGAAACACCAAGAGAGCUCGUCGAUCUUUAUCACUUCCCCCCUCCUGUACAACGCGGCCUAGCUGUGCGGCCGCCGAAUCUUCAAAAGAAGAAACUCGAGCCAUCAACAUUGCGGGCGAGAGAUAGCACGGCGCAAGCCCAGGAAGCAGCCCAGGAGAAUGAGGCUGCUCCUACGACAGAAGAGGAAAAAAGCAAACAGCGAGCGCAUGCGCCCGUGCGAAGACCGAAAGACAGAGAUGGCACCUACUACGUCUACAUCUACGGCGACUUUUUCCCAAAGACAGACAAAAACUACAAUAGGUGCCAGUGGGAUAAUUCCGACCCCUUCGUCGUCGUGUCUUCUCCAAACUGUACAGACAAGACGAAUUCAUGGAGUACGACGGUCAAAAGCAACCGACAGAGAGAGUGCGUUUGGGAUCCUGUGCCCAUUCGAAUGCCUAAGAACUCGCGCAAGCAGAAGCUUGUCCUGGACGUGUACGAUUCGGAUUCACCUCUUCUAUUUGGAAACAGUUUGCUGAAAGAGCAAGUGGGCAGUCUACGCUUACUCCGCGCAAAUCUGGGACGCACCACGUGGCUGCACAUGUAUGGCGGCAGUUUUGAGGGAGCCCGAGGCGAAUUCAACUCCAUGAUGUUGAAGGGAGGCCUGGAUCCACCAUCAACGUACCAUGGCUCUCUGUGUGUCCUCGUGGACAACAAGAGAAUGAGGAGGCAAGACUGGCCUCCCUUCCCUGACAAAGUCGGCCUUCCAGUUCGCAUCGAAGUCCAGCUUGCCAGAGGUCUCUACUUGCCCGGCAUGUACAGACAGAGAGAAGUGAGCCUCCUGGUUCAGGUGGCGGGGUGUCUCCUUGAGCUGCCAGACGACGCAGACACAGAAAAACGGAAAAGAGUUGGAUUUCUCGGGCUCCAGACCACGCAAAGGCGCACGCUCACACGCGAUCUAGAGGGGUUACGGAGCAGCCGGGACAUGAAUGACAUCCCCGACGCCAAUUUCGAUCUCCUAGAGUUCCCAGGAUACGUCAAUUCCCGCGGGAUCCUCCGCCUCUACAACUGGAGCAAGCCACGCGGUGAAAUGGAAGGCCGCUCAGUCGAGGCGUACCAAAGAGCGGGUGCAGGCGACAGUGGCUAUGCAGAAAGAAAUGCCGCAAGAGACUCAUUAACGGGAGGGGAUCCUUGCCCUCAGCACGGUUCAUGUCCCUCUCGAUUGGAGAACGAUAUCGACUACCCCGAAUCACUCCUGAAUGCUUGGGUGAAGCGCAUUUCCGAACCUGUCUAUCUCCUUCCAAAGGUCCAGUGGGUCUACCUCUACAUCGUCGCGGUGGGAGAGGAAGAUAUUCCGCCUCGACUUUUUUGUCGCCUCCCUCUACAAGGCUCUGGAAGGGUCAAACGCUUUCUCGAGGGCACAUUCCGCACGUCGGCAGACGAUAAAAGCUGGCCUCCCCCCCAAGCGCUUCUGAAGGCCAAGGAAAGAGGUAUGACAAGAGCCAGCUUUGACAACGACGAUGUCAGCCCGGCCGUGGACGCACCCGCAGGACGCGACCCAGCGGGGGAACCCGCCCCUCCUCAUCCUGCGGUUCUCCUUAGCGAAAGGGGACCAGGCUUUCUAGGACGCGAAAGCAGCACAUUCCGCGAUUCUGGAAGCCUGGCAUCUCAAGCAAAGAUCCCCGAAAAAAUGAAAUGGGCGCAGAUUCAUUGGGACCAAUCAGUCACCCCCCUUCCGCCAUCUUGGUUUCCAUCGACGUUCGCUGGAUGCCUUCUAGGCCAGGCUCGCGCGAUUAUCACUGACGACCCAGCACGGUUUGCCUCUCUAGGCGAGCCCUCCGCGAGUUCGGUACCUGAGCCACCCAUAGGACCGACUUUGAGAGAAAGCGCGCAGCGCGAAAUCUUCCGGCCCUAGAUCCCGAUGCGUCCGUUAACCCGUGGUGGACAAUCGAAGUUGAGACUGAG